UAAUGGAAGCUACCGACAGUUUCAAUCCAUCCUUGAAGAUUGAUGCGGGAGAGUAUGGGAGCACUUAUAAAGGCUUUCUUUGUCACAUCCCAGUGACCAUAAAGAUGUUCUUUGAAGGAUCCUCACAGUACCAUCAAGAGGUUAGGUGAUUGCAGUCUCAGCAUAUUUUGCUGGAAGAAUAGUUGAAGUUAUUUUGACAAAUGAUUAGAAGUAUGCAGGCUUAUAUCACAGUCCAUCAAUCAAAUAGGUCCAAACAGCAAGUAAGCGAAGACAUCCGAAUUUGGUUAACCUCAUUGGAGUCUGCACUGACGAUUGGAUGCUUAUCUAUGAGUAUCUCCCUGGCGGUAGCCUUGAAGACCAACUCUGCUGCACAGGCAACGCUGAGCCUCUAUCAUGGCAAACUCGUGUGUGCAUUUGUACAGAAACAUGUGCUGCAUUAAUUUUUCUACAUUACCACGGUGGCAUAGCACAUGGUGACCUGAAAGCAGGAAAUAUUCUUCUCAAUGCCAACUUCAUGCCGAAACUAAUAAAAUCUGGACUCUCCCACGAGCCAACGGCGGGGGAACGAUCUUUUGGCUCGGAUGUUUAUUCAUUUGGUCUUAUAAUAUUGCAGUUAUUGAUUGGGAAAUCGGCCUUGAAACUAAAAGAGAUGGUGCAUGACUCAUUUAUUCUAGAGAACUUGAAGGGCAUAAUGGAUUUUACAGCAGGGCACUGGCCACUUGAGCAAGCCAGAGAGCUGGCUCACAUGGCAUUGAGGUGCUGUGACAUAAAUCGCAGCAACCGGCCCGAUCUCAAGUUCGAAGUGUGGCCGGUGCUCGAGCAUAUGCGAAUUCUUAGUGAAGGUUCAUCAUCCAAUUCGUCAGGUCCUAAAGAGCCUAGUGAACCUCCUCCAUAUUUCAUUUGUCCAAUCAACCAGGAAAUUAUGCAAAAUCCCCAUGUAGCAGCAGAUGGUUUCACCUAUGAGGCAGAUGCAAUAAGGUGUUGGUUUUCUAGUGGCCACAAUACUUCACCUAUGACGAAUCUCCGGCUUGCGAACCUUGAUCUCCUCCCGAAUAUGAGUCUGCGAUCUGCUAUUCAAGAUUGGUUGCAAGACCAUUGAUCCCUAAAAUCAAUGUCCAAUUCACACUAACUGUGAACCUGACAAGGAUGGUCCAGCUUUUCUUUCCGAGCUAUGGACUGCGCAGAGAUUGCAGACUUCGCUCUGGCACUGAAAUAUAUCAUCACCCAUAAUUCUUCAGUUCGUUGGUCUGGGAUAUUGUUAUGCAUGAUGUUUUUGGUUGAAUUUACAUCUGUACAAAACCAUGAACGGAUUUUUAGGCUUGCAUGUGCCAUAAAAAUUUACUGCAAAACUGCACGGCCACGGCUCUGGGUCGGUUAGGUCGAGCCUGGGAUAAGAGUGUUUAUUUGAUAAGUUUAAAAGUGAAUUAAAGAUUAAAAGUGUUAAUUACGCAGAUAUUUUA
Molecule: messenger RNA, 1460 nt
Organism: Eucalyptus grandis
Lineage: Eukaryota; Viridiplantae; Streptophyta; Magnoliopsida; Myrtales; Myrtaceae
Product: U-box domain-containing protein 33-like
Exons: 3
Coding region: 317-1099 (260 amino acids)
Biological process (GO): protein phosphorylation; protein ubiquitination
Molecular function (GO): ubiquitin-protein transferase activity; ATP binding; protein kinase activity
Source: RefSeq, a predicted model, not a curated record